AUGACUCAAGAAAAAAGAAAAGAAAACUCUGAUAACCAAGAAGAUCGGAAAAUAAAAAGAAAAAAACAAGUUUUAAAUGCACAAAAAGCUUAUAAACGAAGAAAAGAAGAAUAUACGGAAAAAAUGGAAGAAUUAAAUAAAAAAUAUGAAGAAAAAAUCAAAGAGCUGGAAGAAAUAAAAGAACAAAUACCAAAAUUUAAAAACCUGGAAGAACGAAUAAUAAAAUUAGAAGAAAAAAUCGACGAAAAAACAAUUAUAAGAAAAGAAAAAACAUAUACUCAGAAAGAAGUAGAUAAAAUGAUAAACCAAUGCAUGAAGAAAAAAGAAUUAGGAACAAUAUUUGAUUAUUGGCGGAAGAAAGCCACCGAACAGAAAAAAGAGAAAGAAAGAAAGGAACAGGAAGAACUUAAUGAACUUUUUAAAAUAUUCGAAGGAAAUAAUCAAUGGAGGGAUGCUUUGAUAACAUAUAACGAAAUACCAGAUGAAGAAAGGAUCUACGAAAUGCAGGAUUAUGAAAUUCAAGAUAAAGAAUUCCUUUGA
Entrophospora candida is the source of this 540-nucleotide messenger RNA. NCBI's taxonomy places the organism in Eukaryota, Fungi, Glomeromycota, Glomeromycetes, Entrophosporales, Entrophosporaceae. The record is from the annotation of a GenBank genome assembly.